AUGCUGGUGGGAAGCGGUCAGGCCGGAAUGAAGCGGCCGGCAGAGGGCUGGGACCGCAGCCGGGUUCGAGAGAGAUUGCACGCCGCUCUGGCCGGCCUCCAGGAGCUCCAGGUGCUGCGGGACAAGCAGCAGGCGCUGGUGAGCGGGGCUCUAGCCAUGCAGCCGGCCGCGCCGCCGCCACCGCCGCCACAGCCGCCGGUUCCCGGCCCGCCUUGGCUCCCACAGCUGCUGCCCUCAGCUCUCCCUGCGGGCGACUCGCACAGCAAGGAGCAUAGGCUGGAAGCCACACUCACUGCUCUCAAGGAACAACUGUCACGUUUAAGGAGACAAGAUGUUGGCCUGAAAACUCAUUUGGAUCAACUGGAUCAACAGAUAAGUGAACUGAAAUUGGAUGUAAACAAGACGUCCAGUGAAAACCUUGAUAGCGACAGCAGACCCAGUUCAGGCUUUUAUGACCUGAGUGAUGGUGGUUCCUGUUCUUUAUCCAACUCCUGCACAUCCGUCUACAGUGAGUCCAUCUCCUCCUCUCAUAGCAGCCUGCUUCCUGGCAUCCAGACCCCUAAAGUCAGGCUCAGUAUCUUCGACUACCGUCCCAAGUCAGCUGAUGAGACCACAGUGCACAGUGCCCACCUCCAACUUCAGAGAAUACCUGUCAGUGAAGGUUGUUGGAUCAAGGGCAGCCCAGAAAGCGAAGGUGAAACUUUGGCCAAGUUCAAGCCAAGGCCAGUUUCCACAGGUGAUCUCGAAAGAAUUGUGCCUACUGAUGGAGGCCUUCAGAAGAUAAUCACAGAUCCUAAGUCCGUGUCACCCCUUUGUCAUGGAACAGAAAUCCUGUUCCAUGUGGUGGACCCUAAGUAUCAGAGUGACUUGGUCUCCAAGAGUGGCAAUGACAUAUACCCUUACCCGAGUCCUCUGCAUGCAGUGGCCUUGCAGAGCCCCCUGUUUUCUUUAACUAGAGAAACCCUAGAGACGAACAACCACUUGCCCCUUUCUAAACCCAUCCUGAAUAUGUCAGGACCCAGCUUAAUCAGGACUAAACCAAUUGUAGAGGUGCCCCCUCCCGGUGGCUAUAUUGACAAGUUACUCCAGCUGACCCGAGACCGAGGGAAACACACAGGUGGCAGCGUGAGUGAGAGGGGUUCAGCUAAAGGCUCCAUGCCCCCAUCCCAGCAGAGACUCAGUAUUACUUCCAGCAGCAAUGGGCUGAGAGUGAACAGUGACAGUCAGCUAGAAAAGCAGGUCAACACUCCAGAAAGUAGGCAAGCUAAAGUGGGAAGGGGUCAGAGAGAAGUACCUGAUGGGAACAGCAUGAAAAUGCAAGAAGCUGGAGAAACCCGCUUCGAUACAGAACAAGCAGCCAGCCAGCCAAGCUUGGAAUCCAUGGCUACAAAGAGCAGCUUCCCUGAUGAGGUCAGCCCUACCUCAGCUGUUCAGGAAGAGCCAGGGGGCAUUGGUCUCAAGCAGGACACAGCUUCCUGCUCCCAGAUGUACCAAUCGCAUGUCAACACGGCACCCCAAAGAUCAAAUGCCAAAGUCAUCCUGCCGCCCAGAAAGGUGGGCAAAAAGGGGACCGGUCUCGUCACAGGUGAGUUCGUCCAUGCUCAGUUUGUCCCUGGAGAAGCCCAUCUGAUGAAGCUGAAAGCAAGCAACCCCAAGGCAAAGGCUAUGAAAGCCAAGAGAAAGAACAGCGAUAAGGUGCUGAGGCUUGGGAAGCAGCAACCACUGUUAGCAGAGAGGCCACGGGGAAUGCAUGUAGCAUCCCGACUGCCUGCAGAGUGGAGCCCUUCUCCUCGCUUUCAUGGGGGAAAGAACCUGGUGAGAAGACCAACAUUUGUUGGGGAGGUGACUGGUCGGUCCUGCUCUGAGUCUAGCCUCUUUCCUGUGCAAUUUCACACCCCCAAAAUAGUGUCCCGACCUGAACUUUAUCCAACCUCCGCCCAUCCUUUGUACUCUUUUGAAGCAGCUCAACUCAAUCUGGUAGCCAGCGGGGGUGCCAAAAAGAAGCAGAGGAAGUGGCAAUCCACUGUGGAGAUCUCGGCUAAGACCCAUCUGACAAGCUUUUCCACUGACCCCAGCCUAGCCCUGCCCAGGCCACCUGGGAGGAGAGCUGGCAUCUUAAGGACUGUAAGCUCCAGGUCCCGGUCCAAGAUUCCUAGCCACAACACUUAUGCCAAAAGUGAGUCAGACCACUCGGAAUACUCAGCCGAGUGCGCCUCCCUCUUCCACUCCACCAUUGUGGAAACCAGUGAAGACGAUGUCAGUGACUACACUGCCAACUGCUUUGGGGAUAGUGAAUCGGGGGACAGUGACUCAGAUGGUGCCUGUAGGAGCAGUGAAAGCAGUCUCACCCUAGACUAUGAAGAGGCUGUUGGGAGUGAGCUGAUUUGGCCCAAGACAAUUGUCCAACAACCAGUAAGGGGGCAGGCUGCCUCCAAGCCCUCUCAUCACCCGGUACCCAAAAUCUGCCGCAUCAAGGCCUCUAAGGCCCUAAAGAAGAAGAUUCGGCGAUUCCAGCCAGCAUCUCUAAAAGUUAUGACCAUGGUGUGAACUAAAAUGAAAAACAAAAAAUGUCCCAACAGAGACCAGAUUGACUUUGGAACAAGAUAGGUUGGGUUUAAAAAAAAUAGCAUUAUUGAUGGACUAAAAAUGAUCCCCUCUUCCCUCUUUAAAAAAAAAAAGGCCAAAGGACCUUUUACUUUGCUAAUAUUGGUGUAAAUAGCAAUGUGUGUAAU
Gracilinanus agilis (Agile Gracile Mouse Opossum) is the source of this 2732-nucleotide messenger RNA. It is a transcript of the gene DACT2, whose product is annotated as dishevelled binding antagonist of beta catenin 2. Gene Ontology annotation, cellular component: cytoplasm. The record is from RefSeq and is a predicted model, not a curated record. Bases 1 to 2547 code for a protein of 848 amino acids. Gene Ontology annotation, biological process: negative regulation of nodal signaling pathway. Lineage: Eukaryota; Metazoa; Chordata; Mammalia; Didelphimorphia; Didelphidae. The transcript is spliced from 4 exons.